Apis laboriosa (Himalayan honeybee) is the source of this 7862-nucleotide messenger RNA. Its product is annotated as heterogeneous nuclear ribonucleoprotein L. Gene Ontology annotation, biological process: regulation of RNA splicing. Gene Ontology annotation, molecular function: mRNA binding. The record is from RefSeq and is a predicted model, not a curated record. The coding region runs from base 27 to 1262 and encodes 411 amino acids. Gene Ontology annotation, cellular component: nucleus. Lineage: Eukaryota; Metazoa; Arthropoda; Insecta; Hymenoptera; Apidae. The transcript has 6 exons.
GCCUACUCGUUGUUCACUUGACGGUGAUGAUGGAUUCACGUGGAACCGAGUCAGGGCCCGGUGAGAAUGUGGGGCUUAGGCAGGUCUACGGCUCUUACACCCUCUCCCCCUACUACUGUCUGCGAAGAGUGAGAGUGAUAGUCAUCGGUCUCUGUGAGAACGCGGACAUCAAAUCGUCCGUUCUAUCUAGAGUUCGGAGUCGGACGGAUCGGGGUGAUCGAGAGAACACACGCGGGGUUGAUCACGGAUCGAGCGCGCACAAAAACGACGCGACAGGAAAUGGAAGGCCGGCUCCCCUUUUGGCGGAACCCAGAUACGGCGCCGCGCCACAGCCAUACGGAUCCACGCCACAGGUAACUUUCCCACCUGGUGCCGGUCACGAUCGUUACGAGGAGAAUUUCAAUGGACCAGCGACGUAUGCGGAGCCGUACGUGGAGCGUUAUGGUAUUAAGAGCGAUUUCAGCGGUCGAGAACCAUUACAUCCUACGCCACCUCGACCUGGUUACGUGCCCACCUUGGGGCAAACGCCACCUUCGAGCACGCAGGGGUCCGUGAUGAUGGUCUACGGGCUCCAACCGGAUAAAGUCAACACGGACAAACUGUUCAACUUGUUCUGCCUGUAUGGAAAUGUAACGAAGGUGAAGUUUUUGAAGACGAAAGAGGGCUGCGCAAUGAUCCAGAUGGGCGACAGCAUAGCCGUGGAGCGUUGCCUACAGAAUCUGAACAACGUGACGAUCGGUACAGACGGAAGGUUGCAGCUCGGUUUCUCGAAGCAGGCUUUCCUCUCGGACGUCACCAAUCCCUACAUUCUGCCCGACAAGACAGCGAGCUUCAAAGAUUUCACAGGAAGCAAGAAUAACAGGUUCCUAAAUCCAGCGAUGGCCAAUAAAAAUAGAAUACAACCACCCUCAAAGAUAGUCCACUUUUUCAACACGCCCCCGGAUUUAACCGAGGAGACCGUGCAUCGUGUAUUCGUGGAACGCGGUAUCGAGGCGCCAACGACAGUGAAACUGUUCCCCCUUAAAUCGGAACGAUCAUCGUCCGGCCUCAUCGAGUUCAGCAGCGUCGGAAUCGCGGUAGCUGCCAUCAUGGAAUGCAAUCACACAGCAUUGGAAAACAGCAAUGGCAAAUUCCCAUACAUCAUGAAACUGUGCUUCUCGUCGUCCCGCACCAUACCAACGAGUUUCCCGCCCAGCAGCGGCAGCACGUCGAGCAAUUCCGCCGGUAAUGGCCACGUCAAAAUGCAGCAGGACUCGGAAUAGAACGGCGAGGUCCAGGGCCAGCAGCGUCAGCGUCAGCGCCAGCGUCCCUCUCUCGCCCUGCACCCGUUGUGUGCCCCGACGGGCACGGCCCUGCACCCAGCCGCAGCGAUUACACUCUCCCCGGUCUUACCGCCGCCCGUGCCGCCUCCCCUGCCGCCCACCUGCGUUCUGAUCGCCACUCCAACUCUCUAUCCUACCGUGCCACCGCCACCACCGCCUCCGUUGCCUACGUUCUGGCCGUACUGAUGAGAAGAGCAGCGGGCCUAUUCGCCGGACGAGGCAGCAAAAGACGGAAAAAGAAAAAGAAAAAAAAAAUAUAUAUAUAUAUAUAUACGUAUAUACAUAUACAUGUAUGUAUACACAUAUGUGUGCAUAUAUGUAUAUAUGUGUGUGUAUGUGUGUAUGUGUGUAUGUGUGUGUAUGUAUGUGCGUAUACGCCACGCGCUUGUCCUCGAAUAUUCAUAUUCUACCGCUGCAUACUGAAUAUCUUUUAUUAUUAACUACCGUUGCUAACUCCUCCUCGCCGCGUGGUGACCAAAUCUGGCAAUGAUCAGACGCUGGUCGCUGGAAGAAGAAUCGGUUCCGUUCGAGGGUCAGCGGGCCGGAACUCGGCCUCGAUCGAGAGUCGAGAAGUAAACCGAAUAAAAAGAAUAAAAAAAAAAAAAAAAAAAAAAUCUGGCUCGAGUGGUUCUCUCGCUGGAAAAUGUGAUCGCGGCGUCGGCGGGAUCUCAUCGUCGUCGACAGGGUGGAACGUGGCACGAGCGAGCUACACGAAGGUCAUCGAGGAUCGUCCGCAUGGCUGGAUCGAAAUGAAAGAGUCUAUAUAAAAGGCGAGACAUCGAGGGGCAUCGAUGUCUGUGUGUUCCACUUAUUUUUCUUUUUAUCUCCUCCUUUGCUUUUUGCCCUCUCUCGAUCACCCUACGUACUACGCACUCUUCUUUCUCCUCUUCUGUAUACUCUUUUCGUUCUUCGCUUCUUUUUUUUUUUUUUCGUUCGUUCUUCCUUUUUUUCUUCUUCCUUUCUUUCUUUCCUUUUUUUCUUUUUUUCUUUUUUCUUCUUUCUUUUUUAUCUUCACCGUUCGUUUCACCGAUCUUAUCCCCCGCCCCCCGUUUCCACUUUCGUUUCUUCUUUCCUCCUUGCGUUGCUUUUGGCGAGGUCCGGGUAUACGUGCUUAGUCCGUACUGCGGAGAUCCCGUUACGUCAGUAGUGUGUCAGUAUUAACAACGGAACGAAACCUCGAGCGUAUCGUUAGAAUUCGUUGACGAAGAAAAAGAACGGAGCAAGGGGAACCGUUCUUCUUUUGCUCGAGGAAUUACAAGGAAUGCGAGGAUUCGUAACCUUCGUGGAAGCUUGUUUCCUUCUGUUAGACGCGAGGAUCGUUGGUGAAGAAUUGUCUUGAGAGAGAGAGAGGGAGAGGGAGAGAGAGUGAGAGAGAGAGAUAUUUCGGGAGAAACCUAGUGUCUAAUGGGAGGUUGACCAUGGUGGGCAUAGAUUACAUAUCAAGGGGCUGGGGAAGCGAGACCAAUACUUUUUCUCGAGCAACUGUCGAGCAAUUGUCGUUGUAUAACGACUUCACUCGUUGUCGAAAUAUUUGAAAAAAUGUUUAGAGGUAAAAGAAAAAUAUAUAUAUAUAUAUAAAAAUAAAAAUAAAUAAAAUCGGAAAAUUGACGAUUCCUCGCGAAGCUGACAGAUCAGAACACAGAACAGUUGCUUCUACGUUGACCCAGCGCGUAUAUAACGUUAUCACGUAUCGCACAGAGGCAAACCAUCACGUGUUUUCCACCAUUGUUCGUUUCCGUGGCACGCGUACGAGCUACCACGUCUCUUUUACGUGCAUAUUUUUAAACCGGGGAAUAAGAAAGAGAGAAACAGAGAGAGAGAGAGAGAGAGAGAGAGAAGAGAGAGAGGAAGGGAAAAACAAUGAAAAGGAAAAAGCAAACGAAAAAGACACCUCCACGAUCUCGAAGCCGAGUGCACCACCGCGUUCCUCGUUGACCAUUUCUCAUGGGAUCCAAAAUAAAUCGGAGGUUCCUCAUCGACCAUUAUAGAAGAUACAACAUUGGAUACAAUUAUCUGAGAGUGUUCAGGGGAUCUGGAUCAAUCGUGCACGCGAGUAUGUCCGCUUAUAUAUUAUGAAAAACAAGAUAAACUUACUCCGUCACGACGAAGAAAAUAGAAAGAAACAAAUAUAUAAUAAAAUACAUCCGACUCGCGAGAAUCUUUUUGCUAUGGAGCAAGAAACGAAAGAGAGAGAGAGAGAGAGAGAGAGAGAGAGAGAGAGAGAGAGAGAGAGAGAGAAGGAGAAAAUAUGGAAAACAAUAAUAUUAACAAUAAAUGGGAAAGAGAGAAGAAAGCAAAAGUCUCAUUGUUCUUCGAUUCUGAUAGCUCUGUCUGUCGUUGUUUUAUAUACUCUAUACGUGUAUAUAUAUUAUAUAUUGAUAGCCAUACAUGCGCUUCGAAUACGAAUAUCUAUUUAUGUUUUCACAUUGUUCAGAUUUUAUUUACAACGCUUGGAAUUGUGCUCGCAAGAGAGAAAGAGAGGGGGAGAGUGAGAGAAAGAGUGAAUGAGUGAAUGAAAGAAUGAAAGAAAGAGAGGAAGAUUUUUUGUAGGUAAUCAAGUUUGAGAAGAUGCAUUUGUUUUUGCACGUUGAAUAUCGGAUACCUCGGUCCCGCGACAUCCGGUUUUUUCGCCGGAAACUGUUUCGACAGGAAAACGUUAAGAGAAAAAAAAACAAAAAAAAAAAAACCGUAUAAACCGUCUCGAAUAGAGUCGCUUCUUUUUCGCGUCGCACGAGGAAACUUCUCGCGAGUCUCGAUUUUGGAGAAGAGAAACGAUUGAGCGAAGGAGGAUGGAAAGAUGAGAGGGAGUAAAAAUGGAAGAAAGAAAUUGAUGCAGAUAUAAUGAUUGUCUCGAUUGUUGGUGUCUCGAUCGAAAAGAUAAAAGAAAAAAAUCGUUGAUCGCAACCUUGCUUCUUCUCGAUGAAAUGUAAGAUACGGAAUGGGGGAAUGGAGGAGGAAUACAGAGAAAAAAAGCAAAUACAGAUGAAAAAUUCCCCUACGAGCUGUAGCGUUCAGGUUGCGACGACGAUUCGAUGUAUACGCGUGCAUUGAGAAAAAAACGGAUAGGAGAAAUGAGAAAGGAAGAGAGAGAGAAAGAGAGAUGAAGAGAAAGAGAGAGAGAGAAAGAGAAGAGGAAAAAUAGAGAGGAGGAAAGAGAGAAAGAAGCACAUGCGAUCGAAGGGUUAUAUUCUCUUGAAAGCGCUCGUACACUAUUGAUCAGAUCGCGGACUGUGAAUUGAAUUUUAUAUGAAGACAAUGAAGUCGACGACACACAAUAUAUUAGUGGUCCCACGGCAAUAUUUUGUCGGGCCGGGGGACAUUUUUAUAAGAAAGGUUUUAGAUCUCCGAUUUAAGAAAUAAGAUUACAAAAAAAAAGUGAAUAAAAAAAAAAAUGCGAAAAAAAGCGUAAGGUAAAGUAAAAAAUAAUAAUAAUAAUAAUAAAAGUAUAAAGGUUAAUAAGUUGUGUUUUUGAAGCGAACCAAAAUGAUUACUCUAAAUAAAUGUAAAAAGAAAAAAAAAAUUAAUAGAGACUUGACUCGGCCAUACGUAACGUAAGAUAAUAAGAAAAACAAAACAAAAUACAAACAAGUAAAGAAAAAAAGAAGGGGGGGGCUAAGUAUCUUGUUGGUUACCCCUUUUUCAAAGGAUGCGUGAGAGAGAGAGAGAGAGAGAGAGAGAGAGAGAGCGAGAGAAAUAGAGAGAGCGAGAAAUAAAAUAAUCCGCCAUUUUUGUCCAUUGAUCGUGAGAGAGAGACCUAACUUACGCAAACAAAAAAAAAAAAGAAAAAAAAUAAUAACGAGAAUUAUAAACUUAUAUAAGGGAAUUAAGGUGACAAAAAAAGUGUUUAUAUUCGAGGCAAUAUUUGUUACAAUACAACUAGAGAAUAAGUUGUACAUCGUUCUAAGGGGCUCAGUACGCAAAAGCGAGGAUCCUUGUUGAUUGCUGAGAUAAAUAGAGAAGAGUAUAACGUAAGGAUUAAAGAAAAAAAAAAAAAAAAAAAAAUAUGAGUGAGAAUGAUAGCGAAUAAAAAAUCGGAUGAAAAAUAAGAAAUAACCACGUAUAUAUCACGUUGUGCGUUGCUAUUUGACAAGAGUUUCUCAGAAUGGGAGAAAAAUUAUAACUUAUCAAUCGUAGGAUAUGUGUAUAUCGAUGAGAAAAAAAGGUACUAAUUAACGAAUUAAGGGAAAAAUUUAAGAAAACAAAGGACAAUUAAAACAAAACAUAGAUGCACUAUAAUUAAAACUACUUGUGCUCGAUGAUCGUUGCGUUGACGAUAAUGGAUCGUUCGUUUAUUAUUUUUCAAUUCCUAUUCACGAUAUUGUGUUCUGUUUCCACGACUUAUCGAUAUUAUACUUUUUUUCGUUCUUUAUUUUUUCUUGUUUUUUUUUUCUUUUUCUUUUUUAAACGUCCAACCAUUGGGAGGACUGUAAAAUUGUUUCUACAUCACAUUCUUGUAUUUUUUUAUUAUGAAUUAUAAUAAGAUGGUUACUAUUAUUAUUACUAUUGAUAAUAUAUUAUUAUUAUUACUACUACUAUUAUUAUUAAUUACCAUUAUUGUGUAAUUAUAUAUACAUAUAAGAUUACAAAAGAAUAGGUUUUACGGUAGAAUAAACAGUUAUAUCGCGAUUUUAUCCAAUAAUGAAAUAUAUUUCGGAAUUUUCAUUUCAAAAUAGUGAGCAGGACCUAACGCGUAAGGUAAAGAAGAAAAAAAAAAAGAAAAAAGGAGUAGAUUUAAGCAAUUAGAACUUGUAAUCAUAUCAUAAUAUUUUGUAGAUAUAUGUAUAUAUAUAUUAUACACACGACACACACAUCUAUAUAUAUAUAUAUAUACAUAUUAAAUGUGAUCUACGGAGUAUGGUAUAUUUAAAUCAGGAGAAUAUCGUUCCCUAAAUAUACUAAUAAAUAAAUAAAAAAAAUUUUUAACACGAUCUAAGAUCAAGAUCAAAUUCAAUUUUCAUACAAAUUUGAUGGUAAUUCUUUAAGAACAAAAAUUUAUUAGGAUAUGCAAAGAAAUUUUACUAUUUUAUCUCUUUCCUCCUCCCCCUCUCUCUCUUUAUAUUUUUUCUGUUUUAUUUUAAAUUUAAAUCAUGUAUGUGAAAUGUAUGAUGAUCGCAAGAAAGAAAUAUUUUUUCAUUUCUUUGAAAUACGCGUGAUCUAUACAUUACACAUGGAAGGAAUGAAAUUGAUAAUCGACCAGAUACAUUCUUGUUUUUAAGGAAUUACGUUUAUAUGUAUAUCGUUUAAUUUGCUUGGAGAAUUGUAUUCUCGUUGAACGAUACGCUCCUGAGAAUUCCUCUCCGGUGCGAUGUACUCUAGAUAGAUACACAUUAUGCAAGUGCGAAAAGAAACAAGGAAAAGAUUCAAUUUAAGAAUCAAAAAAAAAAAAAAAAAAAAAAAAAAGGAAAAAAAGAAAGAAAAUAACAAAUAAAAAUAUAAAACGCGUUCUCAUUUAUAAAAAAAAAAAAAAAAAAAAUUGUAUUUGAGAGGUCAAGCACGCAUGCCAGACUGUCGCUUAUUUUCUGAUACUUUACCUGUACAUCGUGAUCAGCGUGUAUGGUAAAGUAAAUUUUACUUACGCUAGUAUACACGUUUAACAACGAAUACUUGGUAAAAAAGGAUAAAAAAAAACGAAAAAAAAAAAAAAUGAAAAAGAAAAAGGAGAAAAAAGAAACCACACGUUUUUUUCCCUCCCCCUGUGCUGUGUACUUCUACGUGCAACACUGGACAAAAAAACAAGCAACAAUCUUUCAGAGUAAUAUCCCCUCGCGAUGUCCUGUAUUUUUUUUCUUUUUCUUCUUUUUUUUUUUUUUUUUUCUCUCUCCAUUUCUGUUCCUUUCUUCAUCUCGCGACGAACAGAGGUGUUCACUUCGCUAUUAACUACUACUAUUACUACUAUUAUUAUUACUACUACUGUUAUUACUAUUACUACUAUUGUCACUACUACUUUACAUUUAGCUCUUCCCACCGUCGUGCAUUGUAAUAUUCUUCAUCGAUUAGAACGAAAUGCCUUCUAAAUUGUAUCUCGUGCGUAUACACGAACAUGCGUGUGCACCAAGUUCUAUAUAAGACGACGAUCCUCCUCCAUAAUAAAAUUCCGAUAUAAAACGAGACCAGUGUGCGAUAGCGUCUCUUGUCAAGCGUGCGUGUUUUGAAAAACGGACACAUGUAAUCCUCUUGAUGAUACUAAUGUCGCGCGAUUGCUGCUCUCUCGUUCGAAGGCGUGUCAGAGGCAAACAACGACGGUUUCUAAAGCGGUAGAGCUUAUCUGCUUGUCUCCACGAAGACAUUGCGUCUAGAUCGAUUCGACGGUGGAAGGGUUAAAUUUAAAGGCAGAACGGAUAAAGUCUAAAACGAUAUCGCGCUGUUCCAUCGGAGGACGACGAGCUUCCGUCACGGAGGAUUUUCGAUCUCUUCGUUUUUCUUCUUCUUCUUCUUCUUCUUCGCUUACUUUUCUUUUCUGGAGGCUCGACAAUGAUGACGCGCCACGAUCGAGUUCCGUACGACGAAUAAAGGGGAAAUAACGCGCUGUGAAAAAAAAAA